AUGGAAGAAGGAGAUCGGUGGUUUGAACAGACACAAUCUCAUGUCGAGGAACUGGAUGAGUCCUUGCGGAAGCUAUUACACCUGUCUGAGACUCUCACGAGUACUCGUCGCGAAUUGGCUAUUGCACAAGAGAGUAUGAGCAAGGGUCUAUCUAUGUUGGCGUCAUGUGAAGAAUCAACUGCAUUGGCACGAGCUCUUUCUCAUCUAACCGAAACUGAGGAAAACGCAGCAGCCUUGUGGAGCAAACAAUCUGAGAUGGACUCUGUCAGGUUCACAGAAUGCCUUAGCGAAUACGUGGGUUUAGUUGGUUCCUUGAAGGAGCUCUUUGCUGAACGAGUACGAGUAUGGCAGAAUUGGCAAUCGGCACAGCAGAGCCUCGCUAGAAAGCGGGAGCAGAAAGCACGGUUGGAAUUGUCGGGAAGGAAUGACAGGGCUUCUUCCCUGAAAGAUGAAAUGGAUGAAGCAGUGCGCCGCAUGGACCAACUGGAAGCGGAAUUUGGCGAUCUGAGUAAGCACACACGUGAAGAGAUUGGACGUUUCGAAGUUCAGCGACGGCGUGAUAUGCGUCAGAUUUUCAUCGAAUAUCUUGAGUCAUUAAUACAAACUCAUACAGAGAUGCUAGAUGUUUGGGAAAAAUUUGAACCAGAGACUCGUUCAAUUUUUGCCUGA
Molecule: messenger RNA, 669 nt
Organism: Angiostrongylus costaricensis
Lineage: Eukaryota; Metazoa; Nematoda; Chromadorea; Rhabditida; Metastrongylidae
Source: the annotation of a GenBank genome assembly